Molecule: messenger RNA, 4827 nt
Organism: Dama dama (fallow deer)
Lineage: Eukaryota; Metazoa; Chordata; Mammalia; Artiodactyla; Cervidae
Gene: TNFSF8
Product: TNF superfamily member 8
Exons: 4
Coding region: 301-1005 (234 amino acids)
Biological process (GO): immune response; CD8-positive, alpha-beta T cell differentiation
Cellular component (GO): membrane
Molecular function (GO): tumor necrosis factor receptor binding
Source: RefSeq, a predicted model, not a curated record
AUAGGGAAACCGUCAUUUUCCUACUCGCCCUCUGACAUCAGCCACCUUCUCUAUAGCUACAGUUUCUCUUCAGUCAAACUGAUCCCUGGCGAUGAAACAUGAGCCUGUCCCCCACCCGUCCUGCCGCCUUUCGCCUCACGCCCCCAGAGAAGAGUUUCUUCGUGAGGCAGCCGGUGAAGGUUUUUUUCCAAGUCACAUGAUCCAGGAUGCAGGGGGAGAAUCCUUCUUGGAACAGAGAUGGGCCCAGAACCGAAUCAGAUGAGGAGAGAUAAGGUGUGAUGUGGGGAAGCCUAUAUAAGAAUGGACGCAGGGCUGCCGCGAGCACUCAACCCACUGGCCCCGUCUCACGACACAGCCAUGCAUGUGCCCGCAGGCUCCGUCACCAGCCACUGGGGAGCCACGGGCCGCGGGUAUUUCUGCUUCACCACGGCCUCGCUGGCUCUGUGUCUCGUCUUUGCUGUGGCGACCAUAAUGGUGUUGGUCGUUCAGAAGACGGACUCCAUUCCCAACCCGCUGGGCCAAUUCCCCCUUAAAGGAGGGAAUUGCUCAGAGGACAUCUCAUGUAUCCUGGAAAGGGCUCCAUUCAAGAAGUCAUGGGCCUACCUCCAAGUGUCAAAGCAUAUAAAUAAAACCAAGUUGUCUUGGAACAAAGAUGGCAUCAUCCAUGGAGUCAGAUAUCAGGAUGGGAACCUGGUGAUCCAGUUCCCAGGCUGGUACUUCAUCAUCUGCCAACUGCAGUUUCUUGUGAAAUGCCCAGAGCAUUCGGUCGACCUGAAGCUGGAGCUCCUCAUCAACAAAGAUGUCAAAAAGCAGACGCUGGUGACAGUGUGUGAGUCUGGAGUGCAAACCAAAAACAUAUACCAGAACCUCUCCCAGUUCUUGUUGGAACACCUUCAGGUCAACACCACCAUAUCAGUUGAGGUGGAUAAAUUCCAGUAUGUGGAUACAAACACCUUUCCUCUUGAGAACGUGCUGUCCAUCUUCUUAUACAGUAGUUCAGACUGAACCACCCCUCCUGGCCUUUAGGAAGAAAGCAACUCCCUACCACACAGCACUUAUCCUUCCAGACACUUGGGGAAAAAAAAAAAGAAAACUUUAGGCCAAGACUGAAAAACACAAAGGGAAUUAAAUAGUACACUUCCAUCCCCUGGGAAGAUCCAACUCAGGGUUAAAAAGAGACUUUUGAGUGAAGUAUCUUCCAGACAGAAGGCAGGGACGCAAUGUGGCAUGGUGGACAGAGCCACACAUGGGAACCAGGAGGCAUGGGUUUAGGCCCAGCCCCAUCACUAACUCACUGUGUGACCCGGAGCCAGUCCUUUCCCUCCCCUGGAACUUGGAUUUCAUGUCAGAAAAGCCAAGGGGCUGAGUUUUAAUCUUUCCAAGUCUCCUCCAUCUCAGAAGAGCAGCCUCUCUCGUCACAGACCUGAGAACUAAGAUCCCAGGCGCUGCUCCCGAAGCCCCCCGCCAAAGGAAAGGCCCCCACAUUGGCACUUAGUGACGGCACUUCAUAGCCUUCCGGCUGUCACGUCACCUCAGCAGAGUCGGGAGUUGGGGACGAGGGGCAGGGCACCUUGCUUGACAAACGGAGUGAACAGUAGGAUCUAAAGUCUGUAAACUGACCAUCCUGCAUCCACUGCCUUGCGGGUAUUUGGAAAACCACCCGGCCAGGCUUGACUCUGCCGGAACUGAGAGUGACAAUAAGACAGCAACACACAGCUUUUGUUUCCCGUCAGGAAAGUGCCAUGAGUUCGGCAGGUACUCAGCCCGCGUGCAGCCGUCAACGGUGAUCAGCCGUUUGGUAAAAGAGCAGCUGCUGUCUCCCACAUGAACUCUUUCCCCACUUCAAACAGCUCUCAGGAAACCACUCUGUGGAGGGUUUUUAAGGCCUCACUGUGUUGUUGACAGACAAUGACUCUGAAAAUGGUGAGGACUUCUGACGAACGGCCGCCUCCUCUCCUGAUCUAGAUGGCCAGGACAUUUCAACCUACGUUUACAUUUGUCCGUCUGCGAGGGAGCACCUUGUUUGAGAGAAGGACCACUGACUUGAAAUAUAAGCUCGUGAAGUUAUGCUUCAGAGGAAAAAGGAAUGUCUUAACUGCUAUGUAAAGAAGGGAAUAAAAUUUGCAUUUUUCUCAGUCAGGAGGAAAGAAGAGAAAGGAGUAGGAACUCAGGAAAGUUUGUCAGAGAAGGACUAGAAAUGAUUUCAAAGAAGGGAAGAAAAAGAACAGCAGUGGUGGUAUGGGUGAGAGGGACUUCAGAGAAUAGAAAUGGCUAAGGGAAAGAUUAAAGUAAUUUGCUAAGCCAGGUGUUAGACUGACCGCUUCCUAGGUCUCCACUAAGAAAUGUUCAGUAAAGUCUACAUUUCUCUUCAACCCUUUCUGGAGUAGAUUCUUUGGGAGGAGUGGGCAUUGGAAGAGAUGUUGAAUUCAGCAAGUCAAGUGGUCUGUGGUAAAAAAAAGAAAACAUAGAUAGGUUUUGAGGACCCAAAGCCACAGAAUAAGGGGGCACCUGGCAUUUACACCCUAACUCUGUAGGACAAACGAAUCCUGAUUAAACCAACUCCUGCAUUCUUGAAAAAGUAUCUGCAACCUAAGCAUGUGGAAGAUAAGUAAAUUUUCUACUGUCUCAUAUAUUAACUUGAGAAAGUUUCCAUUUUCAUUUUUAACCAACACUCCAGAGCAGAGGUACCUGACAUUUACCUCCUGAGGGGUUCCUAAUCUCAGUCUCUGUCGAGCAAUGGCCUGAAAGCCAGCAUCUGAAGACACAGAAUUUAAAGGAAUCCAGUAGCAAGACAAUUAUAAGAGAAUAAUAAUCAUAUUAAUAAUCAUUAAUAACCCAAUGUGAGGAUAAUAUGGAACCCCUGGUGGCUCAGAUGGUAUAGAAUAUGCCUGUAAUGCGGGAGACCUGGAUUCAAUCCUUGGGUUGGGAAGACCCCCGAAGAAGGAAAUGGCAACCAUAGGGAGUGGAUGGCCUAGAAAGUUUAAAAAUGGAAUUCUGCCACUCCCUGAGGGUUACCAAGCCCCUGGAAAUGCUGUGAGCAAAUGACGUCAUCUAUGCAAGUAAAAUAAGUCAUUUUUCAAACUGGGAGUCCAGGCUGCCUAAAAUUAUGCCUCUUUGGUAAAAAUUCAUCUGGUGCUCACUCAUUCUGCCCUCUGCCAUCUCCAACACAUAAAUACACACACACACACACAAACUAUACUUGUAGAACUUGCAGAGGAGGGUGAUGGAUGAGUUGAUGAAUAAUAACAAGUGAGUAUAAAUGUAUAUCUGUCCUUGGGAAAAUUCACAGGACUGUCUUUCUCCACAUUUCGGGACUUCUUCCUCACCCAUUUCUCCAUCACACAUGGAUGCCUCCUCAUCCAAUUCCUUCUCAGAAUCCCCACAUCACACAAUUCUUAGCGGGGAAAAGGGCCCCGCAGGUCCAGGGGGGCUGAUAGGAUCAGGCACCAAAGAAAAGAGUGCAGGAGAAACUGGGCAGGGUUCACCGAACGGGGGAGCCUUCUGGAAUCCCUGGAACACCGCUGACUGUCCUGGCACUGGGGGACAAAGCCGUUAAGAGCACAGAGGAGUCAGUCAGUAUCAUCUCUGGAAAGAUACUGAGAGAUCAGCUGAGCCAGUGUUGGAAUGCAAGCCCACUACAGGGCAGAGACUGAAGUGGGGAUUUAAGCCCAGCCUCCUGACCCCAUUACUACACACCAGACCCUUCUGCCCCCCGCUGUGAAAGUGAAAGUGAAGUCGCUCAGUCGUGUCCAAAUCUUUGCGACCUCAUGGACUGUAGCCUACAACGCUCCUCUGUCCAUGGGAUUUUCCAGGCAAGAGUACUGGAGUGGGUUGCCAUUUCCUUCUAGCCUUUUCAUAAUUCCUCAAGUCACAUCCGUCCAGCACUGCCCUGAAGCAGGCCUCAAUCGUCAGGGAUUCCUCUGUUUCUCCCUGACUCUCAGAACAAUUCUGGAUCAUCAUUCUAAUGUGAGACAGGUGGUCUGUAGAUUUUUGUACAUGGUCAAAUCAUGGAAAAAGUUUUGGGUCCCAUGACGUAAAUGUUUCAUUGCUCAGAAAAUGAAGAAAUAUAUAAUAUGAACAAUGUUUUGCAGUAAAAAAAUUAAAAGCUUGUUUUAUUUAAGGUUACAUAGAUAGGUGAGUGUAUAUAUAUGUGUGUGUAAGUAGGUAUGUGUGUAUGCAUGUACAUAUAUGUAUACUCUGUAUAUGCAUAUGUGUAUGUAUGUAUGUAUAUACACUGUCCCCUAAUAAUUGUUUUACAGGUCAUCUGCUUACACUGGGGUCAGGGGAAGAAGCCUGAUUAUUGCUCUGGGCACUGCAAAGUUUAUAUAUUUUUGUAUUUAUUUUUAAUUAUGAAAAGAACAGAAAGUAGUAUUUCUCCCAUGACUCACCAGUAUUUAAUAACUAUUAAUAUUUUACUAUAUUUGCUUCUGCUUCUUUUAAACAGAAAAAGUACAGGCAGAGCUGAAGCCACCCCGCUAUGUUCACCUCCCUGCCCCUCCCCAGAGCUAACCACAGCCUGGGCGUCUGCAUGCCCCCGUCACCGGGCGGCGCAGAUGGUAAAGAAUCCACCUGCAAUUCUGCAGGAGACCUGGGUUCGAUUCCUGGGUCAGGAAGAUUCCCUGGAGAAUAUUCUUGCCUGGAGGAUUCCAGGGACAGAGGAGCUUGGCGGGGGCUAUAGUCCAUAGGGUCACAAAGAGUUGGACAUGACUGAACUGAGUGAUAAACACUUUCACUUAUAUGGUUUUAUAUUUGUUUCCCCAUAGGAAUACAUAGUACAAGUCUGUGUGUUUUUAAAAUUUUCAAUAAAUGAUAUCCUGCUUUAUAUGG